UACGUCGUCCUUGUCGAGGAUGAUCGGCUCGUCGUCGUCUGGCCCGUGCCUCCUCGCACUGCUGCUCGUCUUUUCGACAGCUAACGCGCAAUCUGGUGGCAACAAGUACAUCAACAACAACGAGGCCAGCAAAGUCAAGCUCGAGGAAUUCAAAUGUCCAGAGGGACAGGGCAACGGCAAUUUCGCCGAUCCAGCCACAUGCAGGCGAUUUUAUCAGUGCGUCGACAAUUACCCGUACUUGAACCGCUGCCCAUCGGGACUGUACUUCGACGACAUCAGCAAGUUUUGCACCUUUAAAAACGAAGCCCGAUGCGGACCAAUCCCAACGACUCCGGCACCGAUAACCGAGGAGCCAACCGAUCUUGCCGAACGAUGCGAUACGUCCGAGUGUCAGCUGCCCUACUGCUUCUGCUCCAGGGAUGGUACCAUCAUCCCGGGCGGUCUCAAGCCUUCCGAGACCCCACAGAUGAUCAUUUUGACCUUCGAUGGAGCCAUCAAUCACAACAACUUCGAUCAUUACCAAAAAAUCUUCAAUUCGGGUCGUCUGAACCCUAACAGUUGUCCCAUCAAGGGUACCUUCUUCAUCUCUCACGAGUACUGUAAUUACAACAUGGUUCAAAGUUUAGCGCACGACGGCCAUGAAAUCGCCGUGGAAACCGUUUCUCUCCAGAAAGGACUCGAGGACAAGGACUACGACGAGUGGGUGAACGAGAUGAUCGGUAUGCGGGAAAUACUCAGACGCUUUAGUAACGUUUCCAAGCAAGAGGUCAUAGGCAUGCGAGCUCCGUAUCUCAAGCCAGGCCGCAACACCCAGUACAGGGUGAUCGAGGACUACGGUUUCAUCUACGACAGCAGUAUCGGAGUCUCACCGGUUAAAACCCCCAUUUGGCCCUACACUCUGGACUACAAGAUCCCGCACGAGUGCAAGGCCGGCACCUGCCCGACAAAAUCCUUCCCCGGCGUCUGGGAGUUGCCACUCAACACUCAUUACGUGGAAACUUACGAUGGUGGCCAUUGUCCCUACCUUGAUCAAUGUGUGCUCCACAGUCACGACGCCGAUGAUGUGUUCCAGUGGCUUCAGGAGGACUUCAACCGUUAUUAUGAACAGAACAGAGCACCCUAUAUGAUGCCCUUCCACACCAAUUGGUUCCAGAUCAAGGAGCUGGAAAAUGGACUUGCUAAAUUCCUUGAUUGGGCAAACUCUCUGCCUGAUGUUUACUUUGUAACUGCUUACCAAGCUCUGCACUGGAUGACAGAACCAAAGCCUCUUAGUCAACUUAGUCAUUUUGAAGGCUGGGAUUGCAAGAAUAAAAAAGAAAAUUUACCUGAACCUCCUUGCAACAAUGCUAACAAGUGUGCACUUGACUUUAAACCAGCUGAUUCUAAUUUCACAACAACUAGGUAUAUGGAAACUUGCACCGAAUGUCCUAACAGGUACCCUUGGUUGACCGAUGCCAAAGGUACUGGAUAUACAGUAGAUGAUUAUAGUCUUGAAAAAGAGCAGCAGCAGUAAUUUUUUCAUUGUAUAAUUCUCUGUUAAAUACUCGCACGACAAACUAAGUGAUUCCAAGAAUCAAACAGAUCAAGUAUUCCUACUUGUAAUAAAAAAUAUUUAAGACCAAGGAAACAAAAGACUUAUGAAAUACAUAGACUCAUACAGUUUUUAGCUUUACUAUUUCAUUAUUUCCAUGAAAUAUUGUUGAAUUUCAUCUGAGAACUUACUAUAAUUGAAUAUGUUGUUACGUAAAAUUACAUGUGAAUCUUAAUUCAUUGCCAGAUUAUGUGUAAUGUUUUUCUAAUGUUGUUAAACAUAUAAUGCUUAUAAUUUAAUAAUGACAAAAGAGAUAAAUCUUAAAAAUUGAAAUUAAAUUUUGUAA
Molecule: messenger RNA, 1877 nt
Organism: Trichogramma pretiosum
Lineage: Eukaryota; Metazoa; Arthropoda; Insecta; Hymenoptera; Trichogrammatidae
Gene: Cda4
Exons: 7
Coding region: 20-1513 (497 amino acids)
Biological process (GO): carbohydrate metabolic process
Cellular component (GO): extracellular region
Molecular function (GO): chitin binding
Source: RefSeq, a predicted model, not a curated record